Molecule: messenger RNA, 2184 nt
Organism: Penicillium brevicompactum
Lineage: Eukaryota; Fungi; Ascomycota; Eurotiomycetes; Eurotiales; Aspergillaceae
Exons: 3
Coding region: 1-2184 (727 amino acids)
Biological process (GO): DNA-templated transcription; positive regulation of transcription by RNA polymerase II
Molecular function (GO): DNA-binding transcription factor activity, RNA polymerase II-specific; zinc ion binding; sequence-specific DNA binding
Source: RefSeq, a predicted model, not a curated record
AUGGCGGAAGAGGCACAUCCACCCCCCAGAAAGGUACGGUCCGCCUGUCGAAGAUGCCGUCAGAAGCGCAUUAAAUGCGACGGCAGCAUCCCUGCCUGUGGGAACUGCGCCCGGGUAAAAGUUCCAUGCGUUGAUGUUCACGGCGGAAACAACCAUUUGUCCAUACCACGAGACUUUGCUAUAAAAUGCGGAGCGCGGAUUCGAUGGCUGGAGCACACUCUUCGCUCACUGCAGCCCGACUUUGACCUGUCGCAAGGACCACAAGUUAACCUGGAAUCCAUUGAACCAACAUCCUCCUCUCAAGAAUUGUCCACAACGGCUGAAUCGACAUCACGCGAAGAUGAAUUGGCCAAUAAGCGGUCUCAUUCCGCAAUGGAAGAGUCUGAUGUUGGCUCGCCUCUUUCGGUUAAGGCCCGCUCGGUUGCGAUCGAUUUGGCUACUGUCUUGACUUUGUCUUCUUUGGUCGGUCUAAUCUGUCAGCAGGAAAUCCCCUCGCCUGAAGAAGCCAGCAUUCUGCUGGGCGUAUAUUUCCAGCACAUUCAUACCGAUCAGCCAUUUUUACACCCAGCUUCUUUAGUCAACGCCUACAAAGCUUUAUACACUUGCUCUGAACAUGGUUAUGAUGAGACUGCCAAUCUGAAUGGAUGGAUCAAUUCUGUUUCUCCAUUUUCAUACAACGGCAAGAUCGAUGUCGCUUUUGGGGAGCCCAUUUCGCCUAUCUCCAUCUCAACAGCCGUCUUUCAUGUCUUUAUGGCAUUUUCGCUUGCAGCCACAGUGUUGACCCGAAAGAAAAACUACGACCAUUCGCCUUCCAAAUUCUAUCGCAUGGCAAUGUCCACGUCGUCGGAAUCUUUUUCUCACAUCUCUGUACACUCACUUCAAGCUCUGCUUCUGCUUGUGGUGCAAAGUUUGAUUGAGCCUGCCGGUGUUGAUGUGUGGACAUUGUCCCAUGUAGCAAUGGCACACUGUAUCGAUAUGGGCCUUCAACGAGAGCCAGGCGGACCUUCUGCAGAGAGCCCUGCGGUCGAAGCCACAAUUCGGAGAUUCAUAUUCUAUACAGUCUACUCUCUUGACAGAUCCAUAGCAACGAUUCAGGGCCGUCCCUUGGGAAUACGUGACGAAACCUUUGACAUUCGGCCACCGGACGAGUCACACUUGCUUGACAUGAUCACCAUACCGAACAAUGAGCUCUCAAUUCGCCUAGCUCCCCCUCAGCACCUCAUUCUCUCAAUUUGCCGAUUCAAGCUGGACCGACAUGUCUCGGAAAUCAAAUUGCUUUUAUAUCACCUCCCCAAUCUCCCGACGGAGACUCGGACUUUCGUUUGGCCAACAAACAUUCCGGAAAUUCAAUACCAAAUAAAGUCAGAUCUUGACAGUUGGUUGGCCGAUGUUUCGAAUAUUUCUGCUUCCUGCGACAUGGAAGAAGAAGAGAAGCUGAUGCUUCAUUGUGAAAAAUUGCGCCUGGAGCAGCUUUACCACAAUACAGUGGCUCUUCUCUUUCAGCCCUCUCAAAUGUUUCCUUCGCCAAACCAGGACGCCUUAUUACUGUGCUAUCAUAGCUGCAGCCGACGUUUGCAGGUGUACGAUACGCUCAGUAACCAAGAGUUGCUGCUGUACAACUGGCGUAAUAUUCAUGGGAUAUUCUCAUCGGGUGCCACGAUUGUGUAUUGCAUCUGGGCGUCCCGUCAACUUCAGAACACGAUUCCCUUUGAGAAAAUUCUCCGCGACCUCCGAACCUGUUCAAAUCACCUCAGUAUUGGCAGUCAAUGGUGGCCAUCUGUACGAGCAGGAAAAGAAAGCUUUGAAAAGAUGAUAGACUUGAUGAUAAAGUUCCUGAGUCACACACAAGAGUCAGCUCCACCACCAAGUCUACCUCCAGCCACGCGGAGAAGAAGAAACGGACACUCCAAUAUAGGUCAGGAUCGUACCCCUGAUCCCGAGGCACUUCGAAUUGAACCAGGGACAGAGCAUCCUAUUCAGCCCUUGGAUGGGUCGCAGACCGCCUUUGAUGAUAUGGAAUUCUCCCCAGCGGCAUUUGACUCAAUCAAUGCCUUUGACUCAGAUGUGCCUUCGAUUGAAGCUGCAAUAGAGACGUUCAUGGCAGACUAUCUACACGAUGACUGGGGCUGGGAUCCUUUUUCGGGGUCGAUUGGUAUAUCAGAUAACUAUCGGCCUCCUCUUUGA